GGGAGAUUGAUAUGUUAGAACCCGCGGGUCCGGCCGAAUGAUUCGCCGACGACCCCAAAAUUUCCUAGUUUGCCAUACCCAUCGCACGACUAACAAGCAUCGACAAACUCCAAUCCAAACGCCUCUCUCUGGCUCCAUUCGCGAAUCCAAUUCGCACUCAUACGCCUCCAUUCAACAACGCCUCUAUACCCCCCCUCUUCCACAACAACUCUCUCACACAACACAGCAAAAACCGCAAAAUCCCCCAUCAUGGGCGGCAGGCAAAUCCGCCCCGCGGGCGUCUACCGAGCCGUCAGCGAAGAGCUCAAGCACCAGCUCAUGCCCGGCUACAACGUCCCCACGCCGCCCUGGUUCGCCGUCAUGAACUCGGUCCCGCCGUCAGAGACGCUCGUGCGCAACGUCACCCCCCGCCACCGCGUGCCCAACCCCAAGGCGACCAAGCCCAAGAAGCUGUUCCGCCCCCAGACCAUUGCCUACCCCGAAGAUGCGCUGCGGACGAGCUUCUACAAGGACCAUCCCUGGGAGCUGGCGAGGCCGAGGGUGGUGCUGGAGCUGGAUGGAAAGGAUCAUCAGCAUUGCGAUUGGAGUAAGGGGUUGAGACAACCUGGUAUCCCGCUGACGGGUGAAAGCGUGGUCCAACGACAACUGUGGUUAAUGGAAAACCAAAACAUGAGCAAGCGCAAAGCAUACGACAUUGUCCGCCGAGAAUUCUACCGACUGCGCCAGGAAGAGGAAAUCGAGAAGAGGAUAGCCAUCGAGGAGGCCCGCUACGUCGGCGCAUACUUUGGAAAGACGAGACUGGACAUUGGUAUGCAGCUCGAAGACAACGAGUUUGAGAACUGGAAGAUUUGGGCCGGCAAGGAGACGGCCAACCGGGAGGCCAGGGCAAGCUCGGAGAUUGAGACGUUUGGACUGGAGGAUGAGGAGGCUGGCGCAGAGGCGGAGGCACAGCCUGUACCGGCAACAGCAUAAUAGAGAGAGGCAUAUAGAUGUGUGUAUGUGUGUGGAUGGUGGCCAGAUUUGGCACUUCUUGUAUUAUAUGAUGUGUAUGAAGAGAAGAUGGAGAAAAUGAGGCGAAGAAAAAAAGGUUAAAAGGGAAGAGCCAAAAAGUCCGCUAGCAUUUGACGGGGCUUGGUUCUAUAUCAUCCAAGCGGCGAGAAUUAAACACAAUUUCUCCAGCAUU
This is a messenger RNA of Trichoderma asperellum CBS 433.97, 1183 nucleotides long. RefSeq names its product mitochondrial 37S ribosomal protein mS23. The record is from RefSeq and is a predicted model, not a curated record. Gene Ontology annotation, molecular function: structural constituent of ribosome. Gene Ontology annotation, cellular component: mitochondrial small ribosomal subunit. Lineage: Eukaryota; Fungi; Ascomycota; Sordariomycetes; Hypocreales; Hypocreaceae.